GACACGCACCCCUAACCCCGCACGACAAAACAGAGACGGAGCAUAAUAAAACGUCACACAAAAAUGUUAAACCCCUGGGAUCGUUCAAACAAACUUUUAAUCGAUAUUACAAACUAGAAAGUAUGACAGGCGUUUUAGUGACGGUCAAGUGGCAGUAGUUACCUUCACCGAGAAUAAUGAGCAAUCACUCGAGUGGCCUGAAGAAAAAACCAGUGACGAGGGAUAAAUCCCAAGUGCGGCAUGCGCCCCGGGUGUCCUCCAAGGACAGCAAGCAGGAUGUGGAGCCCAAGAAAAAUGCUCUCGUCAAAAAACCCUCGACGAAGAGCGUGGCUAGGCAGUCCUCAGGGGAUCGUGUUCCUGGCAGAAUCACCUCGACGUCGUCCAGGCCCCUGUUACCAACGAAAUCCCCUCAGGACCUCACAUCAUCAUCAUUAUCAUCGCCAUCAACGAAGGUACUGAAGAAACAGAGCAGUGACCCUGAGAAACGCGGGGUCAGUUCCAUCUACAUGCCCCGAAAAUCCUCCACGAGACCCCCGCCCGAGGGGAAAAAACCGAGUCAAGACCCGAAAACCAGAGACAGUCACACUCGACAGAGACUGCCGUCGAAGGAGCGAAGAAAAUCGCGAACCCUGUCCCCCAGUGAAGUCAAAGUCCUCAACAAGAAGUACCUGAAGCCCGAGUCCUCCCCGGAGUACGAGUACGAGGACGACUUCGAGGAUUACGAGUCCGAUUUCCAAGAGUGCACGGAAACAGAUGGGUCAGAGGUCAGCGACGAGUCUCACAGGAGCGAAGAGCCCGACCUGGAGCCAGUGGAGCUGAAGAGCAAAGAGCCUGUUAAAUCGUUGAAGUUAAAGGAGUCUCGGGAUCAUGAGGAGCACAUGCUGGACUCGGGGCACUACGAGCUCGAGGAGGCGAGGAGGAGGGCCGCCAGGAUUGACCUGAUGUCCGCGAGAUCCCAUCGGACUCCAGGGGAGAGCCACAGGCCAGUUUUCAGUGAGGAGAAGCCUUCGGAAAUCAAGAGCUUGCCUUCCUCUGCUGAUGAGGGCUUCGAGGACGGGCGUUCUGGGGAUUUCGCCAAGUCACCGCCCCUUCCUGGAGGCCACGAGGUCAUCAAUCUGAGGGACAUCUCCAGGAAGUUCAGCGAGAAACCGAAGAGAAUGUCGAGGGGAAGAAAACUCCUGCAGAUGAUCAAACUGGAUACUGUCGAGUGGUCCAUCUUCGAGGCGACACCCAUCGCUUACGAAGAGUUCAUCACUAUUCAUGGGAAAAUUAACACCAGGCAGAUAGCUACACAGACUCGUGAGGAUGACUUGAGCGUGGAAACCCAGACUGAGGAGAUUAAACACAGGAACAUGUGGACGCAGUUCCCCGUCGUCUGCAGGAGUGAUUUGAGGAGCAAUGAGGAUAUUGAUGGGUUUAACAGGGAGUUGAUUGGGGUGGGCUCUGACGAGGACGAGCACCAGCUGAGGAGACCAGGCUACGAUAUUCUGAAGCUGAAUGAGUUCCUGGGGGCUGCUGGGAGGGUGAUGCUGGCACUUCUGGAGGAGAAGAUCGUCAGGAGGAGCGAGCCGCAGGGGGACGAGGGCCAGGAGAUGCCCUUCAGUGAAAGCAGCAUCACAUUGGCCGUCUCCACAGUGACUUUUCUCAGUGGAAGACCUGUGGCCAUGGUCAGAUACUCGGAUGUUAGCAGUAGAGUUCUGCUGAGCAUUCAUGCACCUGCGGACGACGACGUCCAGGACAUUGAGACGUCGGAGGAUGAGGGGUUCUACAUGACUGACUGCUGCGUCGGUUGCUUGUGGAAUAUUUACGAGCCCUCCAGGCCCACCAAGCUCUUUUACUCCGGGAGCAACGUCACGGCUGUCUGCAUGCAUCCUGUUAACUAUAAUGUUGUUUUUGCGGGGCUGGAGGACGGCUCUGUCAGCCUGUGGGACCUGGAGGAGGACGAGGCUUAUCAUCCCAAGUUCGUUGAUAAGGAUAAUGAGGCUGAGUGGGUGCUGAGGUCUCCCACGUUCUCCACCAUUGGGGUUUUUGGUGAUGAUGGUGAUGAUGGCGGUGGGGGAAUGGCCAAAGUUGUGGCGCUGAAGGUGCUCUCGAAAAUUGAGACUGAUGGCAGUGAUAAUUCCGGGAAGUUCAUGCCUAUUCAGAUUUGCAGUCUGGAUGAAGCUGGAAAUUGCACAAUCUGGAGUGUUCUCAGGAACCUAGACACCGGAACAUCCCUGACAACUCAACAACUCGGGCAAUCCUGGUGGGGAAAAAUUAGACUAGUGAAAAGUCAUAAAAUUUCCCUCUCCAUGGAGAAGAACAGUGAUAACGUAAAUGAUAGUUGCAUGACUGCCUUCAGAGAUCUCAGUGUAGAUACCAUUGAUACUAACAAUUUGUACAUUGCGAGUAACACGAGUAAAGUAUUGCAUGCCACGAGGACUGGGAAGACACUGAAACCAUCUGUUUACGAUGGAAAUUUCAUGGACUAUUCGGGGACAACUUGCAUUGAGUCCUGUCCCUUUGGCCAACCCUAUUUCCUCGUGGGCUUUUCUGAUGGCACUUUACGUCUCUACUCAUCCAUGAUUGAGAGGCCUCUCGUACAACUGAAGAAUUCUAAAAGCACUGCCCCGAUUAAAGUCAUCCAGUGGUCGAGAUCAAAGCCAUUUACUAUUUACGUUUUGGAUGAUACAUCAAACAUUCACAUCUGGGAUCUCAGCAGAAGCGAUAUAUUCCCCCUGUACAGUAUAUCACCUAAAAAACACGCCCACAUAGGGAGCAUGCAGCUAUCUCCCUGUAAAAAUGACUAUGACAUGAUGAAUCAGUACAUGGCGCUGGGAUUGGACAACGGCACCCUUGAGAUUCACAGAUUCAACAAAGGAUUCCACUACUCUAACAACGCAGAUCGAACUGCUGAUUUGAAUACAUUUUUAUAUUACGUAGCGGUUUACUAAGUAUAAGGCACUCUAGUCCGACCAAAUCCGUCCUGAGAUAUUCAUUUUCUAGUUUUUCUUAUAACGAUAUAGAAGUAUUUUGGCACGUUCCGAGUUAUUGGCAAGAGAGUAUUUACAGAUUAGUUGUAAUAUCAGUUAUUGUACAAAUACAGCUAAAUUUAUAAGAUAGUCUUCUUUGUUUUGAGCUCAAUUUCCACAUUUCCUC
Molecule: messenger RNA, 3138 nt
Organism: Diachasma alloeum
Lineage: Eukaryota; Metazoa; Arthropoda; Insecta; Hymenoptera; Braconidae
Product: WD repeat-containing protein 60
Exons: 5
Coding region: 177-2933 (918 amino acids)
Biological process (GO): intraciliary transport
Cellular component (GO): cytoplasmic dynein complex
Molecular function (GO): dynein heavy chain binding; dynein light chain binding
Source: RefSeq, a predicted model, not a curated record